Messenger RNA from Mytilus trossulus (common blue mussel), 3365 nucleotides. RefSeq names its product glutathionyl-hydroquinone reductase YqjG-like. Gene Ontology annotation, cellular component: cytoplasm. Lineage: Eukaryota; Metazoa; Mollusca; Bivalvia; Mytilida; Mytilidae. The transcript is spliced from 8 exons. Bases 159 to 1118 code for a protein of 319 amino acids. Gene Ontology annotation, molecular function: glutathione transferase activity. The record is from RefSeq and is a predicted model, not a curated record.
AUUCCCAAUAAAGUCUCAAUUGAAUCGUCGUUACAUUGCAAAAAAAAAUAAGCUUAUGAAUGCCAGAAUUUAGAACGUUAAUAAGUGUUAUUCUGGUUAUAUAUAUAAAGAUUAGAGUACAAUUAGCUUUGUAGUUGUAAAGUGAUUUAACACUAGCGAUGUCUAAAAAAAAUCUUCAAUCUGUGAUGGAUAAAAAGGGAGCUUUUGUUAGGAGCGAAUCAAAAUUCCGGAAUUUCAUAACAGCGGACGGAUCCUCUGGGUUUCCAGCAGAAGCUAAUCGAUAUCACUUAUACGUAUCACUUGCCUGUCCAUGGGCACACCGUGCGCUCAUUGUGCGGAGUAUUAAAGGAUUAGAAGAUAUCAUCUCCUGUACAGUUGUUGAUUGGUUCAUGACAGAUAAAGGAUGGAACUUUACUGACAAGAAGGACAAAUGUACUUUAGAUACUCUGAAUGGAAAAGAAUAUCUUCGACAAGUUUAUGAAAUAGCUGAUCCCAAUUACGAUGGACGAACAACAGUACCUCUGCUUUGGGAUAAAACAAAGAAAACAGUUGUCAACAACGAAUCCAGCGAAAUCAUACGAAUGUUAAAUUCUGAAUUUAAUACAUUCUGUCCAACAAAAGACCAAUCAUCUAUUGACUUGUAUCCACAGAAACUACGAUCUAAAAUUGAUGACGUUAAUGCCUGGAUUUAUACAGAGAUAAACAAUGGCGUAUAUAAAUCAGGAUUUGCCCGAACCCAAGAGGCAUAUGAUAUUGCUGUUACGGCUCUAUUUAAAGCACUAGAUCGUGUUGAAGGUAUACUUUCAAAGAGCAGAUAUUUAGUUGGUGACCAGUUAACUGAGGCAGACGUACGGCUAUUUCCUACUUUAGUUAGGUUUGACGCUGUUUAUCACGGUCAUUUCAAGUGUAAUAAGAAAAAAAUAAUUGACUACCCAAAUAUGUGGAAGUACACAAGAGAUAUAUACCAGACACAUGGUGUUUCACAAACGGUCGAUAUGCAUCACAUUACGUGGCAUUAUAUGUAUAGCCAUGAGAGUAUUAACCCCUACAGAAUAGUCUCGAUUGGUCCAGACCUUGAUUUCAAUGAACCACACGGAAGAGAAAAAAUGAAGAGUUAAGCAAUCAGAAAGAUCAUUAACAUUAUUGUCAAUAUUUCAUAAAACAUGAGAAGAAUGAAACCAUGCAAUUAUUUAUAUUUAAAACCAUUUAAGUUUCAUAGACCUACCCAGUAAUUACUUAUUAUUUUCAAUCAUGUUUCACUUCAUAUUUUUUUUUAUCUGAACUGAAGAAUGGUAAAAUGUGGCUUAAAUGUGCAAUACGUACGAUAUGUUUUAAAUUUACAGUCUUCCCUGCCUUGUGGAAGGUUAAAAUAAACUUAUUAUAGAUAUCAGGACUAAAAUAAGUAUAUACACCAGACGUGCGUGUCGUCUACAAAAGACUCAUCAGUGACGCUCGAAUCCAACAAGGUUAAAAAGGCCAAAUAAAGUACGAAGUUGAAGAGCAUUAAGAGGGGGGAAAUAGAUAAACUACUGUUUAUAUAAUAUCGUAUUGAUAAGAGCAAGAACAAAUAAGAUAAGCAAUAGUUAUUAAUGGAAUCAAAUGAUAUUUACUUAAAUAAACAAGUAAGACCUGUGAUACAGACCUGUUUGUUAACACAACUACAUUCACUUCAAACACUGUCACGCACAAUACCACAGAAGGUCAUUCUAAUAUUAUACUCCUCAUGGUGCAUAGCAAGAUUUUACCAAAUAUGAAUCUUGAAAGCAUACAUUUAGUUUAUUUUCACUUUAAGGAACAAUGUAAGCCAUUCAAAGUUCACUUAAUUUACGUUUCUAUUUACAUUACACAUAGUUUAAACGAACACAAUUUAACUUUUAAUUCUGUAGUCUUUGACACCCCAUUGACAAACAUCAGCAGCCAAAGUCUUGCAAGUGCUUAGAUAGGAUGACUAUUCAUUAUAAUUAUAAUCUAGCUAUACUACCAAAAUAACGAGGUACAAUUUGUAAGUCAGUAUGACAUAAAACGACGAAUCAAAUAUUUCAUCUAUUUAUAACUAAUGUGGAACAACAUUUGCGUUGUUUAAAAAUUACAUCAUUUCAGGCCCUUUUGUUAUCCACAUAAUCAAUAAUACCAAAAAUUAAUAAGUUGAGGGUUGAUUCCGAUACCAAUACCAACAUGACCAAUACAAUAUGUAGUUUCCGGUUAUAGGUGACACUGUAGCAUUUCCUUGCUUAUAGCAAUCUCCCAUACAGACAGAGUUGUCGUCCUUUCCUCCUCAAAGAUUGAGGAGGAAAGGACGACAACUCUGUCUGUAUGUGAAAUUGGUCCCAUAGGGGAUAAUGAUAGCUUUUUUGGAAUUUUCACCAAUUUCUUACACUGCGAAAAAUGCUACAUUCACAGUUAACUCAAGUACUUUCAUUUUACUUUUCGGAAAUGAAUUUGAAUGUGUAUCAUGACGGUUUACUUUUUUGGCUAUUUUUAAAACCUAAGACCACUUGUGCUUUUAGGACUUUUAUCCAGCAGUGAAAACAAAAUUUAAAAAAAUCCAAAUAAUUCAUUUUUAUCUGUAUGUAAAAUUAUUUCAUAUUUUUCUGCACCUGAUUCAUUCCUCAGUUUGGGUAAGUAUGCUCAGUUGAUACUGUAUUAUUUUUCAAUCACACUGUUCAGAUGUAUAUAUUGACUUAGUUAGGGUACACAAAAGAGCAACCUAAAUUCUGGAAUGCAAAUACUACCGUUCCACCUUAACCAAGACAAUACAAACUUGAAAUCAGUCAUGACACCUAUCAUGCAUAGACGUUUUAUUUUGAAAUUUAUUACAAUAAAGAAUACUAGUCUACACAAGUGUUCUUACCAAAACAAAUGAAAGUUUACACCCCUACCCCAGCUGGCAGGUUUUCACUUUUUUUCCAUCUUACCAUUUUUACUAAAAAAGUGAACAAAACCCAAAAUAUGUGAUGUUACAAAUCAACACAAAAGUCAAACAUGGUGAUUCAGAAUGAUUUAUUGGAUUACCAACUCUAUUUAACGUUAAUCUGACUGAAAGAAACAGUUUAAGCACCAAAUCAUGAAAAAUGAUAUUAAAGUCCAUUCCACAUUUUAGAGCAUGCCUUACAUUACUGAAGCCAUUUCCGGAUUAUGAAGGAAACACAACAAAAAUCUUUAGAUGGCAGUUAACUAUUAUUCUAACAUCAUUUUAACAGUACAUGUACUAGAAUAUAUCUCUAAGUUGACGUUGUGUGUAAUUCUCAUGUAUGUGUUAAGUGAAAUUAUGUCCCCUUACACAUUGUUACAUAAUCAAUUUACCUUUAUUGUGCAUUUCAUUAGCAGAAAAUCAAAACAAUUAAUAACAUUUGCAUGGAAAAUGA